AUGACAACAAGAACCACUCCUUCUCCACUCAAACCAUGGGAAAGAGCAAACGGCGCUCCAAUCUCAACAAUAAAUAAUAACCCUGCGGCUACUAAUGCAGCUGCGACACCAGUCACAUCUACACAAACUUCGACACAAAAUUCGAGAACCGGAACAAUUAACGACGGUGGAGCACCUGCUAUACCACCCAGGCCUAGCUCCAGUACAACGGCAUACGCUAAUCGAGGCUACUCACCUUAUAAUCGUUACGGAAGUUAUUCGAGUUACUCCUCUCCGUACAGCCGCUACGGCUAUGGCUCUUACGGCUCGUACAAUUCAUACGGAGCAUACGGUUCGCCCUACAAUCGAUAUGGUUACAACGGUCCCAUGGUUCCCGGUGGUCCCGAAGAGCUAUCUCUGACACAGAGAAUGGAAGCCAGCACUGCCGCUGGAUUUCACAUGAUUGAAUCAAUAGUAAACGCUUUUGGCGGAUUUGCACAGAUGUUGGAAUCGACUUUUUUCGCGACGCAUUCGUCGUUCAUGGCAAUGGUUGGCGUAGUAGAACAAUUUGGAAAUUUGAGAAAUUAUCUAGGCCAAGUGCUUAGUAUAUUUGCAUUGAUUCGAUGGAUAAGAAGAUUAUAUUAUAAAUUAACCGGAAGACAACAGCCGGUCAAUGCAAACGAAUUGAAUUCGGCCAAUUUCCAACAAUUCCAGCAACAGCGUCAAUACUCAAGGCGACCUUUGGUCUUGUUCGUGUUGGCUGUGUUUGGCAUACCUUACUUGAUGCACAGGCUCAUUCAAAUAGUUUCUGACCGCCAGAGACAAACUGGCAGUUCUCAACUUCCGGAUGUGACUGCACCGCUAAUGCCUGGAGAUCAAACUAGAGUCUCGGCUCAAAAUUUAGAGUUUUGUAGAGCCAUGUAUGAUUUCAAAGGCGAGGCACCUGGCGAACUAUCAUUUAAAAGAGGCGAUCUUGUGGCGAUAUUAAAUAAAUUCGAUGCGGGUGGUCUUCCAUCACCAUGGUGGUUGGGUCGAUUACGGAGCGGUGAACAGGGAGUAUUUCCUUCUAAUUAUGUAGAAAUUAUUAACAAGGGUGGUGGUAAUCCCGAAGCAAGAGAGAAACAAGAUGAACAAAAGGCAGAUAUCAAUGUUGAUGAGUUUGAGAGGAAAUUACGUGAAGUGUAA
Molecule: messenger RNA, 1164 nt
Organism: Paraglomus occultum
Lineage: Eukaryota; Fungi; Glomeromycota; Glomeromycetes; Paraglomerales; Paraglomeraceae
Source: the annotation of a GenBank genome assembly